Molecule: messenger RNA, 618 nt
Organism: Clonostachys rhizophaga
Lineage: Eukaryota; Fungi; Ascomycota; Sordariomycetes; Hypocreales; Bionectriaceae
Source: the annotation of a GenBank genome assembly
AUGCAAAAUUUGGUGCGUGUAUGUGCCCUAUUUUCUGAUCCGCGCAAAACAAUCCUCGACCUUAUCACACGCCCAGCCAACUCCCUUACGACACGCCCAAUUCUUGCCUGGCAAACGAUCAUUCAAGAUUGCAGGGCGACCGAGUUGACCGUCCAGUCGGAGCGUGCUUUCCAGAAGCAGCCUCAUAUCUUCCAGAACUCCAAGGUCAAGACCAAGUCUGCCCGACCUGGCAAGGGCGGCCGAAGAUGGUAUAAGGAUGUUGGUCUGGGUUUCCGUACCCCCAAGACUGCCAUUGAGGGCAGCUACAUCGACAAGAAGUGCCCCUUCACCGGUCUCGUCUCUAUCCGUGGCCGUAUCCUGACCGGCACCGUCGUUUCCACCAAGAUGCACCGAACUGUCAUCGUCCGCCGCGAGUACCUCCACUUCAUCCCCAAGUACUCCCGAUACGAGAAGCGCCACAAGAACCUCGCUGCUCACGUCUCCCCCGCUUUCCGUGUUGAGGAGGGUGACCAGGUCACCGUUGGCCAGUGCCGUCCUCUGAGCAAGACUGUCCGAUUCAACGUCCUUCGCGUGCUGCCCCGAACUGGCAAGGCAGUCAAGAAGUUCAGCAAGUUCUAA